AUGGAACAUCAAUCGAAUCCAUGGCAUCAGAGCUCCUCAGCCGCUAAUCACAGGCAGCUCAACCUAGAGCUCGCACUUGAGCCAUGUUCACCAUCCUCGUCAUCAUCACCAGCAUCACUCCAUCCUCUUGCAGUUCCUGCAAAAGACAACAAGCUUUACUCAUGCAACUUCUGCCAAAAGAAGUUCUAUAGCUCGCAAGCACUUGGGGGUCACCAGAAUGCUCACAAGCUCGAGCGAACCCUAGCGAAGAAGAGCAGGGACUUGUGCUCUGCCGCAAAACCUCCUGCGGCGAUCUCGAAUGGUCACCAUGUACGGCCAUCUUUUCAAUCUGUGGUUUAUGAGAAUCAGCCACGCUUGGCCAGGCAUGUUGGGGAUGAUAUGAGGUAUGCUGGGACUAAUCCGCUGUAUGGUUCAUCUUGGUCUCAAGGAUACAUCGAAGUUCCUGAUCAUGAUGGUGAUCUCCGGGAGGAUUUUAGCCAGCUCGAUUUGUCGUUAAGGCUUUGA
This is a messenger RNA of Eucalyptus grandis, 504 nucleotides long. RefSeq names its product zinc finger protein 2. The record is from RefSeq and is a predicted model, not a curated record. NCBI's taxonomy places the organism in Eukaryota, Viridiplantae, Streptophyta, Magnoliopsida, Myrtales, Myrtaceae. Bases 1 to 504 code for a protein of 167 amino acids. The transcript has a single exon. Gene Ontology annotation, biological process: negative regulation of abscisic acid-activated signaling pathway.